Rhipicephalus sanguineus (brown dog tick) is the source of this 2025-nucleotide messenger RNA. RefSeq lists its product as uncharacterized. The transcript has 10 exons. The coding region runs from base 58 to 2025 and encodes 655 amino acids. The record is from RefSeq and is a predicted model, not a curated record. Lineage: Eukaryota; Metazoa; Arthropoda; Arachnida; Ixodida; Ixodidae.
GAAGACGUAGAACCAGCAAGCCAGAAGGUGGACGCGAGCCUGGCGGCGCUCACGCGCAUGGCGCACAACACCGAGUGCCUGGACAGCAUCCUUUCCGGUCUUCAGCGCCACCUGGCUGCCAUCAUCGAGCUAACGCUGCUCGUGGACGGCGACCGGCUCCAGCGUCCACUCGCGGCACUCUUUAACCGCAUCCUGUUGACGGUGACAACCGAGCAGAGCGACACGGGAGACCCGGCGGCCGACGAGGACCUGGUGGCUGCGCACAUGUGUCAACUUCUACGCGUGGCGCUGAGCAGCCUGCGCGGUGGACAGGCACUGCAAUUCACCGCUCUGCUGCUCAUCAACAAGCUGGUUGACCUGGGCGUUGCCCGGGGCCUGGCGAUGAGGCCCAGCCGCAACCGAUCAUCCGGCCGCUGCUCGGCGCACAGACUCGCCGCACUGUGGCACCAGUCAUCGAGCGUCAAGGAGAACCACGGCUUCCAACCUCUGCCCUCGGUGUUCCCUUGGAAAGUGCCCAAGGCCCCCGAUCCGCCACCGGGCCGCUGGUGGUGGUCAUGGCGGUCGGGCGGCCGCGACCCGGCUGCCGAUGCCGAGCCACCGUCCCGCGCCAGCCGGCCCAGCUUCCUGGCCAUUUUGGCUGACGAGGGCGUCGACUUCCUGCUCAACAUGCUCAACAAUGCCAUUACGCUGCACAAGCGCGUCGUCGGCACUCGCCACCACUGCACGCCAUCCCACCGAUGGCGACAUUGCAGCUACCACUGCCUACAGAUUCUGAGUGCGCGGGCCGUCCUUUUCAUGAGCCAGAACACCGACGUCCAGAACAAACUGGUCGAGGAAGCCCACCUCAAGAUAUUGGUGAACGCGUUGGAUUCCACACACGACCCCCAACUGCUUUGCCUUGUGCUGCAAAUCGUCGCCACGCUGGCUCUGGUUCCCGACCACCACACGGCGCUCACGGACGCCGAGCUGCCGGACAGCCUGACGCAGCUGGUCCUUCCAUCAGACGAGUGGUAUUACACCAACCACAGCACCAAGUACGCGCGCUACGUGAAGCAUCACGCCGCCAGGGUGCUCGUCUAUCUGGGCAUGGAACAGCGCCUGCGCAACAAGGUGUAUCUUUUCGACCUGAUAGAGGACCAGGCAGCCCCAUCGACGCCUAUGCUUGACAGCAGUGAAGACGGCUACAUCGUCGACACGUCGAUGCCCCCCUGCGCCGUGUACGACUCGGCACAGCGGCUUGUCGGCAUGUCCGUUGAGACAUUCGUACUCGACAUGCUCAAGCACGCCGAGAGCCUGACCUGCUCAAUUGGCAAAAAGAGCGCGCCUCAACUACAGAAGUCUUUCCUCGACUUCAUUUUCGAUCCAGUCAGUAAGUACACGAAUGAACUCGCAGUCUGCUUCAGUUCGUAUUCGCAGGAGGCGAGCGGGGUGCACUUCCACCUGUCAGCACUACAAAUGGUGCUACCGCCGGUGAUUGUAGUGCGACUGCUCCAGCACCGGCUGCUGGGCACCGCGCAGGCGGCGCGCCGCGGAGCGCCGUCGCGCGCCAGCAUCGCUUCCGAGAACCGAAGCCGAGCGGGCUCGUCAGCCGACACCGAGGAGUCGCUGCGCGAACGGCGCCACAUCGCGCUCACGGUCAACUGUGCGCCACCCGGGCCGCCUUCCUGGACACGGGCCUCGUCCGUCGAGGAGCGCCGAGAGUCCAUUCGACACGCCGACAGCAAGCAGGUAACUGUGGUGGCUCCCGACGGUGGACCCGAACCAUCGCCAGCGUCAUCUCCGGCUGGGCGGCGAACCUUCAAGUUUUCGAGUCUCAAGAAGCGCGCAAGCAAGACGCCGGCCGUCAACCAAGACCAGCCCUCCCGGACGACCAGCGAGGCCGACAUUGCGGCUUUUCAGAAGGAGCUGCAGAACUUACCAAACUUCGAGACGCUGCUGGUGGCUGGCGACAAAGCCAGAUUCCAGACCACAUCGAAGAAUCUGCGCGCGUACGCAGUGUGGGACAGCAAGCGUGUGCCAGAAUAA